CGCAGAGAAAUUGGGUUGCUGUGGUGUUUGUUUUGCGGGGCCGGCCCAGUAAGAGCCGGUACUAAACCGAUCACGGGGGGGAGUCCAUCCCUCCAGUGUCAUGAUGCUUCAUGAAAGGUUAUUCAGUGGCAAUCAUUUGCAGUCUUGUAGGAACCAUGAUGUAGAGGAUGAAUGAUUGUUAUUUCUAGAUAAUUCUGUAGGGACUGAUUCCUCAAACAAGGCCCGAUAUCUCUCCCCGACCCCGAAGUCUUCCGGGCAUUCAACGUGCCUUGGUUACACCAGUUGCUCAGUUCGGACAGCUUCCCCGCACUUGCGAUGGGCUACAGUGCGUCAUGCAGUUAACUUUUGUUGACAAAUCCGGCAUAAGUUUCCGAUGAUACUGUACAAGUCGUCCCUUGGUAGUUUGACGAGAUUCCGAGCGUGAUCCGGGGACACCGUCUCGCCUCUAAAAAGAGUCCACUCACAGUCGUUCCUUUUCCAAUCCACGUCCCUCGCGUUACGGUAUAAAUGCCAAACUCCACCCCCGCAUCUCCUCCAUGCCUCGGUUUCUCUUCCCUUCCUCUCGUAUUCUGUCCUUGUCUGUUGCGAGGAGGACUCUGAAUCUGAAUCUGAACCAACAAACCACCAGAUUAUCGCUUCAUACUUCAGCUCCAAAAAUGGCCGACGAGAGAAAGUGUCCCGUGGCCCACAAGGUCCCCAACGUCGCUGGUCACGGCGUUACCCAUCAGAAGUGGUGGCCCGAGGCUCUCAAGACCAACAUUCUUCGUCAGCAUAGCGCCGUCACCAAUCCCUACGGCGAGAACUUCAACUACGCCGAGGCUUUCAACUCUAUUGACUACAACGAGCUUAAGGAGGAUCUGCGAAAGGUCUGCCGCGAUUCGCAGGACUGGUGGCCUGCUGAUUUCGGCCACUAUGGUGGUCUCUUUGUCCGUAUGUCGUGGCACGCCGUUGGAACAUACCGUAUCUUCGAUGGCCGAGGUGGCGGCCGACAGGGUCAGCAAAGAUUCGCCCCCCUCAACUCUUGGCCCGAUAACGUUUCCCUCGACAAGGCCCGCCGUCUUCUGUGGCCCGUCAAGCAAAAGUACGGCAACAAGGUCUCAUGGGCCGACCUGAUCGUCAUGGCUGGCAACGUCGCCCUCGAGGAUAUGGGCUUCAAGACCAUUGGCUUCGCCGCUGGUCGUCCGGAUACUUGGGAGGCUGACGAGGCUACCUACUACGGUGGCGAGGAUACUUGGCUCGGAAACGACGUCCGUUACUCUGAUGGCCACCCCGGAACCACCAAGCCUGGCGCUACCGAUUCCGAUCAGGCUCCCCACAAGAACAUUCACACCCGCGAGCUUGAGAAGCCUCUGGCUGCUGCUCACCACGGUCUUAUUUAUGUUAACCCUGAGGGUCCUGAUGGCAACCCCGACCCCGUCGCCGCUGCCCGUGACAUCCGCGAGACCUUCGGUCGCAUGGCCAUGAACGACGAGGAGACCGUCGCCCUCAUCGCCGGUGGUCAUACCGUCGGAAAGACUCACGGCGCUGGCUCAACCGACCACGUCGGCCCCGAGCCCGAGGCCGCUGAUCUCGCCCAGCAGGGUCUCGGCUGGUCCAACAGCUACAAGACCGGCAAGGGUCCUCACACAACCACCUCCGGUCUCGAGGUUACCUGGACCAGCACUCCCGUCAAGUGGAGCCACGACUACCUCAAGUACCUCUUCCAGUUCGAAUGGGAGCUCACAAAGAGCCCUGCUGGCGCUCACCAGUGGGUUGCCAAGGAUGCCAACGCCACUGUUCCUGAUGCUUUCGACCCCAACAAGAAGCAGAAGCCUACCAUGUUGACCACCGAUUUGUCUCUGCGAUUCGACCCUGAGUACGAGAAGAUCUCUCGUCGCUUCCUCGAGAACCCAGAUCAGUUCAACGAGGCUUUCGCCAAGGCCUGGUUCAAGCUUACCCACCGUGACAUGGGUCCCCGCGACCGAUACCUCGGCCCUGAGGUCCCCAAGGAGGUCUUCCUCUGGCAAGACCCCGUUCCCGAGCGUGACUACAAGCUCGUCGACGAUGGCGAUAUUUCCGCCAUCAAGAACGAGAUCCUCAAGUCUGGUGUUGACGUCUCCAAGCUCGUCUCUACCGCUUGGGCCUCCGCCUCCACCUUCCGAGGCAGUGAUCUCCGCGGUGGUGCCAAUGGCGCCCGUAUCCGCCUUCAGCCGCAGAAGGACUGGGAGGUCAACAACCCCGCUCAAUUGAGCAAGGUCCUCAGCACUCUUGAGGGCAUCCAGAAGAAGUUCAACGACUCUCAGUCCAGCGGCAAGGCCAUCUCCCUUGCUGAUGUUAUUGUUCUUGCUGGUUCCGCCGCCGUUGAGAAGGCUGCUAAGGAUGCCGGUGUUAACAUCACCGUGCCCUUCGCGCCCGGCCGCACCGACGCUACACAGGAGCAGACCGACGUCAAGUCUGUCAACCACCUUCAGCCUUUCGCUGAUGGUUUCCGUAACUACGGCUCUUCUACAGACCGCGUCAAGCUUGAGCACCAGCUCAUUGACCGCGCUCAACUCCUCACCCUCAGCGUCCCUGAGCUCACCGCUCUCAUCGGUGGUCUCCGUGCCCUCAACACCAACUAUGACGGCUCAUCGCAUGGUAUCUUCACCAACCGUCCUGGUGUUCUGACCAACGACUUCUUCGUCAACCUGCUCGACAUGAGCACUGAGUGGAAGGCCGUUGGAAACGGUGAUAUCUUCGAGGGUACUGAUCGCAAGACUGGUGCCAAGAAGUGGACCGGUACCCGUGUCGAUCUUGUCUUUGGUUCACAUGCUGAGCUCCGCGCUACAGCUGAGACAUAUGCUGAGGCUGGUGGACAGGAGAAGCUUGUCAAGGACUUUGUUGCUGCUUGGACCAAGGUGAUGAACCUGGACCGAUUUGAUCUUGCGAACGGUUCUUCACCCAAGGCCUCUCCUCGACUGUAAUUAAUGAGCAAUGUAUCAAAAUACCAUUGAGAAUGAAUGAUUACGAAUUUAUUAGUUAAUUGUAUCUGUCCUCUAUCCCCCCCCGCUGAUGCACUUUGUGAUUGUAUGUAUCGAUCAAUUGAUCUUGGCUUUAUUCAACGUCCUGACAACGUUCGUGAUGGCGGGGUAGCGACGAGCCUCGGCCCGGACGUCGAUCGGAGCUUACGAUACCAUGGCUCCGAUAGGCCUUCACAAUUCUUGCGCCAAAUGGCACCAUUUGCGCGACAUUUACAGUCUAAAUUUAUCCUAUAGGAAGUUGACCGUAUGCUUGAACGGUCUCACUAUUAAUGUAUUGUUUUACUGUUUUGUGGUGCAUUUGCUGAUGCCCUGUUCUAGCAGAAGUUGUCCUCGGAUCUGAUACCGCGCGCCGGCCCCACUGCCGGGUGACCCCCGAGCAUUCCGAUCAUGUGAAGCGUCGUUCCGAUGAGGCUGAACUCAAAGUCACAGAUGAAUGACCAACAUGGCAAUCAAAGCCAUAAGGCUGUAUAUCCGCACAAAGCGCUCGACGGAUUAUAAUGCCGAAGGAUUUGCAUGCAUCAGCAACCUUAGCAAAUAGUAGAUUUAGUGGUCUCUGUCCUCUACUUCUCCUACUUCUUCUGCUGGUGCGAGGUACACGCCUUGACAAGAUAUAUACAUCCAGUCGAAUUUGUGUUCUCGUGUUUCAGUCUUGAUUCCAAGGUCCGACCUAACCUUGCGAUCAGAACUGGAAUCAUCGACGAGGGCAAAACAAGGCGCCUCAUCCGAAUCAUGACAUAAAGCUAUCACAACAUUCCUUCCGACCAUACAGUGCCC
Messenger RNA from Fusarium odoratissimum NRRL 54006, 3773 nucleotides. Its product is annotated as catalase-peroxidase. The coding region runs from base 537 to 2942 and encodes 801 amino acids. The record is from RefSeq and is a predicted model, not a curated record. Gene Ontology annotation, biological process: cellular response to hydrogen peroxide; hydrogen peroxide catabolic process. The transcript is spliced from 3 exons. Gene Ontology annotation, molecular function: heme binding; catalase activity. NCBI's taxonomy places the organism in Eukaryota, Fungi, Ascomycota, Sordariomycetes, Hypocreales, Nectriaceae. Gene Ontology annotation, cellular component: cytosol.